AUGCGUCCACAAUCUUAUAAAACUCAAAGUGGUCUUCAAUGGCAUGAAACAAUAAAACAUAAAGAACAUAAUAUGAUACCUUCUCAUAUAUUACCGAUACCUAUUUAUGAGCUUGAUCAUAUUAAGAAAGUAAUG
Messenger RNA from Racocetra fulgida, 135 nucleotides. NCBI's taxonomy places the organism in Eukaryota, Fungi, Glomeromycota, Glomeromycetes, Diversisporales, Gigasporaceae. The record is from the annotation of a GenBank genome assembly.